Messenger RNA from Prorocentrum cordatum, 309 nucleotides. Lineage: Eukaryota; Dinophyceae; Prorocentrales; Prorocentraceae. The record is from the annotation of a GenBank genome assembly.
AUGCUCUGCAUCUCCAUUGGCUGGGUGUUCGUUUACGUGUACAGUGUCGAGGUGCUGCCGACUUCCUGCCGGGCGUUUGGCAGCGCUGCAGCCAUGGCCUUCGGCCGCCUGGGGUCCAUCGCCUCGCCCCUGGUCUUCGAGGCCCUGCUGGAGGAGAUUCACCGGCAAGCCCUACCAGUUCUUCGCAUCGCUAUGGUGGUUCUCGCUUUGGCCAACAUCGUCGCUGUCAUCCAGCUCCCGGUAGAGACGAAGGACCGGCAGCUCGGCGAGAUAAGUUCUGAGUUCGAGUGUUUGCAGAAGGUGAUCUGA